Molecule: messenger RNA, 1218 nt
Organism: Heterobasidion irregulare TC 32-1
Lineage: Eukaryota; Fungi; Basidiomycota; Agaricomycetes; Russulales; Bondarzewiaceae
Exons: 5
Coding region: 1-1218 (405 amino acids)
Source: RefSeq, a predicted model, not a curated record
AUGAAGAAACCAGCUGCACGAGACUUCAAAGAUCUUAUUCAGUGUGCCAUUCCUUGUUUUGACAGCCUGCUACCUGCACCCCACCAUGCCAUUGUUAUGGACCUGCUUUUUGCUCUUGGAAUAUGGCAUGCUUACGCUAAGCUGUGGCUCCACACCAACUCAACAUUGACAUCUCUUGAGUUGGCAACAACAGCACUCAGCCAACACAUGCGCAAAUUCAAAGCUACUACCUGCGCAUCCUAUGAGACAAUGGAGCUUCCAGGAGAAGAAACUCGCCAUCCAGGAAAACAACGGAAGGACUUCAACAUUUCCACAUACAAGAAUCACACGCUUGGGCAUUACGCCAAGACAAUCCGGCUCUUCGGUACGAUAGAUUUAUAUACAUCGCAAGUCGGAGAACUUCAGCACCGCCACUCAAAGCACUGCUUCAAAAGGACAAACAAAAACCGGUUCACGAAGCAGCUCGCACAACAUGAGAGCCGAGAACGUGUUUUGCACAAAGUAAAUGAACGCAUGAUGGCCUCCAGUCAACCCCUCCCAGCCCCUGCUGGUAAGAAGUUGGCUGCUCGUGGUGAUGCCCUCCUAUGCACGCGUCCAGAAAUGCACCAUCAUAUUGCUAGGUCUGUCAAAGAGUAUGACUACAUCACCCCUUGGCUUACCAAGAACCUCGGGGACCCUGCACUCAAGCUUUUUUUUCUAGAGGAAUUUCUUCCGCGUCUUCGGGACUACCUGCUUGCACGCUUACUAGGCAAAAUUUGGGACGGUGACGAGCACAGCUUCACAGAUGCAGAGGGGAGACAAAUUCUAUUUGACAAUGACCACCUUUACCGACACAGCACUGUACAGAUCAACUACACGACAUAUGAUCUACGUCGAGCCCAGGAUUCCAUCAACACGCACAGUCAUGCCGAUAUCAUGCUACUGUCGCAUGAAGAUGAUGGCGACGCAACCCCUCCUCACCCCUACUGGUAUGCCCGUGUCAUCGGCAUCUACCAUGUCUUCGUCAUGCACCCGACCCUGUCGCCUGAACCUAGACGGCUUGAUUUCCUUUGGGUCCGCUGGUUCGGCCGCGAUAUGGGCUCGCCAAGUGGAUGGGCCGCGAGACCCCUACAUCGUGUUGGAUUUGUCGAUAGCAACGACCCGAGCGCAUUUGGUUUUGUUAAUCCUCAAGAUCAUCUGCAAAACUGUCGGAGUAUGGCCACAGAUGACGACGCAUGA